ACGUAUAUAUAUAUAUCUCUUCACUUCUCUCUUUCUCUAUCAGUUUGUCAAGAAAUGGCAAGAACAAGUCCUUUCCUCUUAAUCUUGUUAGUCCUCUUCAAUCUCUCAUUUCUCUCUAUUGCUUCAUCUUCUUCAACUGAUUCCUUUGUCUUUGGAGGCUGCACCCAACAGAAAUAUACACCAAACUCACCCUAUGAAUCCAACAUUAACUCUCUUCUAACUUCUCUCGUCAACUCAGCCACUUACACUUCCUACAACAACUUCACAAUCAUGGGCUCCACCCCGCAGGAUGUCGUUUACGGCCUUUUCCAGUGUCGCGGCGACCUUUCCAUGCCGGACUGCGCCACCUGCGUAGCUCGGGCGGUGAGUCAACUCGGUUCCUUAUGUUCUCAGACGUGCGGUGGAGCAGUUCAGCUUCAGGGUUGCUAUGUCAAGUACGAUAACGCCACAUUUUUAGGCGUGGAAGAUAAGACUAUUGUGUUGAAGAAAUGCGGGCCGUCCAUUGGGUAUGAUACGGAUGCUAUGAGUGUUAGAGAUGCUGUGUUUGCAGGCCUGGUUCGGGCUGGUGGGCCGUAUAGGAUUGGUGGGUCUGGAGAGGUUCAGGGGGUGGCUCAGUGUGUUGGGGAUUUGAGUCUAGGUGAGUGCCAGGAUUGCUUGUCGGAGGCCAUCGAACGGUUGAAGUCCGAUUGCGGCACGGCUGUCUACGGUGAUAUGUUCUUAGCUAAGUGCUAUGCUAGAUACUCCACUGGCGGUGCUCAGGUUUAUACCAAGUCUCAUAAUGAUAAAUCUACUAAUGAGGGAGAGAAGACAUUUGCAAUUAUAAUUGGAUUACUGGCAGGAGUAGCUCUAAUCAUUAUUUUCCUCACUUUCAUAAGAAAGGUGUUUGAAGGAAGUGGUAAAUAAAAAGAAAAAUCACAACUUUUUCAGACUUUGGGAGUGCUCCACCUGCAUGCUCAAGUUCUUUUCUUUUGCUUUUUAGGAGUUCUUUUUUUUUUUUUUUUUAAAUUCAUGAUUUUAAACUUUCUUCUCUCUUCUCCCUCAUUAAGAAUUUUCUUUUCUUUGAUGUACUCUGAUGAAAAAAAGCUUACUAAAACAAAGAUGGAACUAAAAGGGUGUGCCAAAAAUGAAAAAAGUUUAAAGGGAGGCUAAGGCUAAGAUUCCAAACUGCUGUCAAACUCCCACUUGACAAAGUUGUAUUGUCCUAAUGUGCAAAAGAAAAUUAGUCAUAUAAUUCUUUUUGUAAAGGUGCAAUUUUUCUUUU
Molecule: messenger RNA, 1261 nt
Organism: Ricinus communis (castor bean)
Lineage: Eukaryota; Viridiplantae; Streptophyta; Magnoliopsida; Malpighiales; Euphorbiaceae
Product: plasmodesmata-located protein 7
Exons: 3
Coding region: 55-903 (282 amino acids)
Cellular component (GO): plasmodesma
Source: RefSeq, a predicted model, not a curated record